CACGGCUGGGGUAUAGUUCAGUGGCGGAGCAGUCACCUGGCAGGCAAGAGAUCCCAGUUUUAUCCCCAACGUCAUGAAAGGAAAACCUGGCGUGGUGGAUCACAUCUGUAAUAGCAAUAGUGAGGAAAAGGCAGAGGAUCGCGAUCUCAGGGGCACCUUCAGUAGCUGGCUCAAUUUCCAGCACCCAGACAGCGGCGGUAGUUCCAUCUCCAGGGGAUCUGUAGCCCUCUUCUGGUCUCCACGGGCACCAGGCACACACAUGGCACACAUGCAUACAUACAUGAAAGCAAACACAUACAUUAAAUAAAUAAAGCUUCACUGAUUAAAAAAAUAAAAGGUGACUAUAAAUAAACAACGACAAAAAGAUUUUCACUGGUGAAUCCAAGGCCAGCCUCUCUUGAAAAAGAGAAAAGGUAGGUUUGGAAAGAAAAGGGUGGGGGGAGCAGACAGGUUUGCCCCAGUGUUAAUGAGAUCGGAAGCCAAAGCUGAGCGUAGUAACAGGUGGACCUGCCUGCCUCGCCCAAGCUCCCGGGAUCCUUCUGCAGGUUCAGCGGCCUGAACCAGCCUCUGCCCCACCCCAGCACUAGAGACUCAAGGGAAUUGUGGCCAGCCCAGGUGCAGCACUGUUCCUCAGCACUCAGGGACUGAAACACAUGGCAAAUAAGGGCCACUGGAGCCCAUCUCCGUCCGGGGCCAAACAGGAAGUGAGGCGGAGUUUGGGGUGGAAUCUGGUACCCGAGGGCUACUGCAACCCAGACUAAUCAACCCACUGGUAGAAAAUGUCAGAGGGUCUCGGAGUCCUGCCUCUUCUUCUCUUCCUGGCGGAAGCCUGCCUAGGCCCCGGAUGCCAGGCCCUGAAGAUAGACAUUCCACCAUCGGUGACAGUGAACGUGGGGGAUGAGGCCCGCCUCGUCUGCAAGCACGAUGGCAACAGACCUAAUAUCACGUGGUGGUACGGUUUUGUGUACAACUCCAACAUCUCCAUCCCCUCAGUGUUUAUGGGUUCUGGUCAGGGGCUCAAAGGUGAUGAGCUGGUCAUCCCCAAUGUAAACAAGAGCCACGGGGGCCUCUACAAAUGCCACGCGGAAGAAAACGGCAAGAGAAAAUUCUCCUGCGGCACCUACCUCCGAGUGCGUAAGCCAGUCCCUAGACCCUUCCUGGACAUGGGAGAAGGCACCAAGAACCGUAUCAUCACAGCCGAGGGCAUCAUCCUGCUGUUCUGUGCAGUAGUGCCAGGGACAUUGCUACUAUUCAGGAAACGGUGGCAGAACGAGAAGUUUGGUGUGGACAUGCCAGAUGACUAUGAAGAUGAAAAUCUUUAUGAGGGCCUGAAUCUUGAUGACUGCUCUAUGUAUGAGGACAUCUCCAGGGGACUCCAGGGCACCUACCAGGAUGUGGGCAGUCUCCACAUUGGAGAUGUCCAGCUGGAAAAGCCGUGACUGACAUCCCCCAUCCUGCUGUGCUGUCUGUCCCCACCUGCCAUAGCCCUGCCUCACUUCUCUUCCCCUGCAGUCUCCCCUUCCCAGUCUUUGUCCCUCCAGACUACCCCACCCUACUCUCCCACCUGAUCUUGUCCUUCCCCAAGUCUGUCCUGGGUUCCCUCUCCAGUGGGUAAUGAGCCCUUAAUCGCCGCCUCUAGGGGAGCUGAUUACAGCAGCCUCGUUAGUGUCACCCCCUCCUCCCAGAUCUGUCAUGGCCACUUAAGUGCUAAUAAAUCCUUCCUAAAGCA
This is a messenger RNA of Alexandromys fortis (reed vole), 1729 nucleotides long. RefSeq names its product CD79a molecule (gene Cd79a). Gene Ontology annotation, cellular component: membrane; B cell receptor complex; external side of plasma membrane. The record is from RefSeq and is a predicted model, not a curated record. Bases 780 to 1439 code for a protein of 219 amino acids. The transcript is spliced from 5 exons. Lineage: Eukaryota; Metazoa; Chordata; Mammalia; Rodentia; Cricetidae. Gene Ontology annotation, biological process: B cell differentiation; B cell receptor signaling pathway. Gene Ontology annotation, molecular function: transmembrane signaling receptor activity.